Messenger RNA from Halteromyces radiatus, 3021 nucleotides. Its product is annotated as fungal-specific transcription factor domain-containing protein. The transcript has 3 exons. The coding region runs from base 109 to 3021 and encodes 970 amino acids. Gene Ontology annotation, biological process: DNA-templated transcription. Lineage: Eukaryota; Fungi; Mucoromycota; Mucoromycetes; Mucorales; Cunninghamellaceae. The record is from RefSeq and is a predicted model, not a curated record. Gene Ontology annotation, molecular function: zinc ion binding; DNA binding.
CUUUUUUUGACUUUUUAUUUAUUACUCUUUUUUUUUUUUCUUCUUCUCUUCUUUUUAAAGAAAUAACUUUUCAUAUAUCACGUAACCAUUGUUGCUCUGACUUGAACUAUGCAACACAAUGGUAACGCUAUUCAACUUGUUCCUCCUCCUCCUUUGGGGUUUCCUUCCUUUCAAUUGGUUCAGUCAUUAGCCAAAAGUAUUCAAGAAAGUCUUAGCAAGAUGGAAGCAGAACUUCGUCAAAACACGGGUGUAGCACUUAUCAUCAAACAGUUUGAGAAACCAACUCGACCUCAAGACUCUUCUCUGAACAAUAAUGACAAUCAUUCAACUAGUUCGACAUCUCCUACAACACCCGAUAAUACCCAACAAUUCUAUGAAACUAUCUUAUCUCAGCAUGCUAGGCCUCGACCGGUCAUCAAUCGAUAUGGUCAUUUCAUGGGUGAAACUUCAUAUUAUUGUAGUUUAUCAUCCUAUAUGCCGCGAAAAUAUUUUGAUCUGUUGCAACAACCAUCCUUCUCUUUAUUGGCUCCUAUCGCACCUCCUCAGCUGACAAAUGAAGACCAAAUGCACCUGAUUGAAGUUUAUUUUACUCACAUUCAUCCACACCUACCUUUAAUCAACAAACAUGAUUUACUAUUGGAAUUGGAUCACUGCAAUAAAGGUGAACCUUCCUAUUUGUCGCCUAUGUUUUUUUAUGCAUUAUUUGCUCGGUCUGCACCAUUCUCAACUGAACCUCAGCGUUUCAUUCAGCCAUCAUCUGGACAAACCAUUGACUCUUUUUCAAUCCAUUGUUUACAGUAUGCCAAUCAAUUUCGUGAUGCUUAUAUUCAACAACCUCGAACUAGUACUGUGAUGGCUCUUCUUUUUAUGGCCGUGUACCUUGAACAAAGAAAACAACCAAAGGAUUUCAGUCGAAUUUGGAUAUGGACAGGCGAAGCUUUUAGGAUGAUUUUGGAUUUGGGUCUACAUCGAUUGAAUUCGUUCCACGAUUGUUCUUCAUCCAGAUUAACAACAUCAACAGCAUCGGCAGCAUCACCAACAGCAUCACUACCGACAACACUGUGUAACUCAAUGGCAUCACCAAACUGGACUGAACAUACGGAACAUUCGACAUUAGCAAACACUGUUUUUGGUCAAUUUGAAAUUCGAACUUUUUGGGCUGCUUUUGUUAUUGAUCGCUCAAUGAGUUUGACCUGUGGUCGUCCUUUUACAUUGGAAGAAAAAGAUAUUGAUGUCCCUUUACCACACUGCUUAGAACAAGAUGAUAAGGAAACAAGUACUUGGAUGACAAUCUUUCAUGAUUCCAUUGAUAUCAGCAAAAUUAUGGGAAGAAUUGCCAAAUUUAACUAUGCUCCACAUUCAACACAAAGAGGCCCUAUUAGACAUCAAGAUGCCAUGUUAUCGACUUUGGACUCUUGGAUUACAUCACUUUUAAAGGAUUCUUCAACUUGCGAUGAAAAUACAACUGAAGGGAUGACCCAGCUACGACACCUGUACAACAUCCGAUUAUUGGCAUUAUAUAGUCUUUUGAUUCUACUGCAUAGACCAUAUAUACAAGAACAUUUACCCAAAAUGGCCAGUAGUAGUGGCAAUACAUCAAAACCUUCCUUGGAUAUAUGCUCACAUACAGCAAUGAUCAUUACUCAUCUUCUGUCAGAUAUACCUAAAGAUGACUUGAUCUAUCUAUCAAAAUUAUCACCAUUUAUUACCUAUGCAUUAAUCUUGGCACUUCGAAUUCAUCUGAUCAACGCUUCAGCCUCUCAUGAUCAAAAAUUAGUCGCCUUUGGUGAAAUCAGCUUUGAACAAACUUUGGAUCAGUUACGUACCAUACCAUUAGCCACAGGAUCAGAUACCAUGUUAACAGAACCAAUAGAUUACUUGGAAACCCAAUACAAACAACGCAAGGCACCCAUUAUGUCUGGCUUCACUCGAUCACUCAACAAACAUCAUUCAUCCUCUUCUUCCAGUCCUCGCGUCUGUUCCUUGGAUCCUAGAUUACAGAGUGAUGGACCAGUAUCCUCUUAUGAUGGUGAUCACAGUUUUUCUAAACGACCUUACAAUGUUGAUGGUGAUUACCCUUUAUCUGGAGUUAGCAAUGUCAAUGGCAAUUUAUCAACAAUGAUGACAACAGCAAAACCAUUACAACGACUCAAGAUUAUCGAAGUUCAUCCAUUCAAAGGCAAACAAAAGAAACACAAACCAACACCACCGCUCAAUUACUCUUCUGUCAGCACACCAGAUACUAGUGCCGAUUAUUUCACUCAUAACAACGCCACUGUUACUACUCCUACUACCAGCAAAUCCAGUAUAUCCACGCCUAUCAAAAACGACUCCAAUAACAUUACCGAUAUCAACAUGAUCAAUGAUACACAGAAAAGUAGUAUCAAGGAUGACAGCAAAUCAAUCAGCUCUUCUGUACCAGGUCUUGCAACAACGGCUAAUAUUCCAUCAAAGUCGACAUCAGUACCCUAUUAUCCAAAUAUUAAUCCAUCCGAAAUGACCCACUCAUCAAAUACCACAAUCAAUAAUGUCAAUAUAGAUCCUGAAACAGUAGAUCACCGGCAUUAUAUUCAGGAGCAUCAACCAAAAAUAUACCAGCAACAGCAGCAUGAUCAUCAAAACAUUUCAUCUAUUACAGCUACAUCAUCGUCAUCAUCAUCAUCAAUAUCAUCAUCAUCGAACCAACCAGGAUUGGACUAUAAUAGCAACACUCUUUUUACUGUUGGAGAUGGAUUGACAGGUGAUUAUUCGUCCUUAAUGCUUUACGAUACUAUGUUUACAUCUCCUAGUCAACGGUUGGAAGAGCAACAACAACGACAGCAACAUGAGCAGGCUAGUGUUCCAACAUCGAUGAUAUCAACAUCUUCUGGAGCUGCAAUAGCGAAUAUUUCAUCAUCAACGACUACCACAUCAUCUCAAAAUUAUUCCGCAUACAUGGAUCCUUCACAACUGGUUUACGGCACUGGGCAGCCUACAACACCUUCACUUCUUUUUAUACCCCCUCAUUAUUUAUCUUCUUGA